AUGACAGAUCGGGUGGCUUUCCACUGCCCUAGCUGUGAGAUGAGGUUCCGUUCUAGGCAGCUGCUACAGAAGCACAUGGAAAAAUUCUGUAUCGGAGGAGAAACUGCAGACAAUGCCAGAGACCAGAAGAGACAAGCACUGAGACGAGUGAAAGAGCAAAAGCAAAUGGAGACACCAGAAAGCACGAAUCAUCAGCUACAAGAGCCAAAAGCCAAGAUGCACCACUUAAGGAACUGGGAAAAUGGAGCACAUGAGCAACAAACACACCACCUCAGAAGUUUUGACAGUGUAGGAAAUGCUUCUGACAGUCAGGCGUUGAAGAAAUUGACCGAAGAGUUCCACAAACUGAGGAUGUCCCUGGAGGAUACACUCCCUACAUUCAAGACUUCCCAGGCAGAGGAUGAGAACAGACACCAAAUGCUCCAUCAGCAAGAAUUCUGGCAGCGCCAGCAGCAAAUGGCAGAAGCACAUGAACAUCAGUUGGCUGAUAUCCAGGCCAGGAACCAGUAUCUGGAACAGCAGAGGGAUGAGAUCCGUGAGCGCUUGUCAGAGAUGAAGUUAGGGAAUUCAGUUACAUCUCACAUUGAGCAGCUGCUGAUGGAGCUGAAAAACCAGGAGGGGAAGAACCUGCUUGCUUUGGAUGCCUUGCGGGAACAGGUUGGACUUUUGCAGGCAGCAACAGAGAGCAAAGGCAAACCAGGACCCCCCACCAAUAUAAAGACAAGCAGUGCUGCAGACAAAAUGGGAAAGAAAGUCUCCCUCAGACUUUUGCCAUUCCCUGCAGCCGUUGGACCUCUCUCUUCAGAGAUACAGGCUCUGUAUCUGGCUUAUGUGCAGAGUGGAAACAAUGAUCACAACAUCCUCAACCAGAUGUAUGAGCUGCAGGUGGAGGCCAUAGCACUGGAGAAAGCUGGAGCAAAGCCUGAGCACAAAGGCAGAAAGAAGAAACAUGAAAGUAGACCAAACACCUACCCACGGGGUUUGGAUGCUGAACUUCUGGCUGUUGAGCUGGAGAAUCAGCAGUUGGAAGAUGAAAUAUUCAAGCUGAAGAUCCUAAGGGACAGAAGGAGAAUGGAAGAUGGAUGUUUGGACAAGGAGAUGGCUGAGGUUCAGCAAGUUCAUAUGGCAGAAAUGGCUCAGAUGCAUGCUGAGAUAGGCAAGCUGAGAUACGACACUGAGAGGAUGAUGCCACAGUGGCCCAAGAGAGGGUCCCCACCACUCCUCCCCCCUCCUCUAGCUCCCCCCUUGCCACUUCCCCUUGCUCAGCGUUUUCCAGGGCUUCCUGAGCCCACAUACCCAAUUGGCAACAAAAAACCUGUGGGAUCAUCAGCGACAGUUAUGAGCCAGUACUUCCUGAAUCCCACUGAUGCCCUGGGACCAGCUCCGUAUGAUCCAGCGUCUGGUUUUGUGGUAUUCUAUGACUUCCUUUUGGGUCUGGAUUCCACAUUCUACCAGGUUGGCCUGGUUUCUGGCCUGUACCGUAAUGGGCAAGAGUUGGGCAAGUCCACCCCGCUGCCUGUUGUCUUGUCUGAUAUGGGGCAGUCCGUAGAGCAUGUGAUGGGUGGACAGAGAGGGAGCUGUGCCAUCUUAGCAGCCAGGCAACCAGUCCCAAGAGUCCUCCCUUCAACUUCCAUUGCCCUUGUAACUGAACUUCAAGCGUCUGGAGGCUUUGAUGCUUAUGGGCAGGAGAUCCAGCAUUUGGCCUCCAGGGGCUGGGCCAAAAUCCACCUCUUUGACCACCUGCAUCAAGUGUUGAGUGGCCACUGGAAGGUUCCCAUCCGAGUGCUUCCUGUGAAGCCAAGCCUAACUGCAGAACAGUUGAACGGUGUGCCACAGGCUGGCAAGGCAGAGCUUUACUUGCGACUGGUUAAUGCGAGAGAUGCUGACAUGCAGUCAUUGGCUGAGAUCCAUCCUGGCAAUGCCCCUCUAUACAAAUACCCUCCCACAAUGCAGGUAACCACUGGCACAACCCAUCCUCCAGGCUUCCCUUCAGCCCCACGCACUUUCCACCCUGCCCCCGCCAGCCUGUCUUUUUCUGUCCCCCCUUACACUGGCUUUGUUGACCCCCCUCCCGCUCAGGAGCAACCUUUCCGAUACAAAACUAAGCAAAGGUGA
Messenger RNA from Euleptes europaea (tarantolino), 2115 nucleotides. It is a transcript of the gene CCDC17, whose product is annotated as coiled-coil domain containing 17. Bases 1 to 2115 code for a protein of 704 amino acids. Lineage: Eukaryota; Metazoa; Chordata; Lepidosauria; Squamata; Sphaerodactylidae. The transcript has 15 exons. The record is from RefSeq and is a predicted model, not a curated record.